GAAAUGGCAAGAAGAAGGGACCGUUCGCAUGCGCAGUUUGUAGUGUCUUGCACCGCCCGGCCUAGUCUGGUUUUGGGGAGAUGUUACACGUGGAGUGCUCUGUACGGAGCCGGCUGGCGGUGUGACCCUCUCCGGUGACGUUGGGACAGACCGUAGAGGCUGAAGAUGUCGGUCCCGGUGGCAGGGCUCCCCCGGCGGCUGGCGCUCUCAGCCUUGGCCGGUGCUGGUCGCUUUUGCGCGUUGGGGUCUGGAGGGACGAAGUGGAGGGGCGUCCCCGCGGGGCACCGCCGGGGCUUAGCUGACCUCCACCCGAAGCUGGUGCCCCGUCAGGGCUUCAAAGACUCAAACUCGUGGUUGCCCAAAUACCGCUCAGAGCGCAAGAGUUACAUAACCAAUCCGAACCUGGCCACGACCUUGGUGCGGAUCCUGAAGGAAGAAGCGAAAAGCCCUGACCAGCUUUUCCUGGAGUGCAAUCCAGGUCCUGGAAUCCUGACUCAAGCAUUACUUGAAAGCAAGGCCAAGGUGAUUGCCCUUGAAAGUAACCGAACUUUUCUUCCACAUUUGGAGUCCCUGCGGAAAAAUAUGAAUGGAAAACUAGAAGUGGUCUACUGUGACUUCUUUAAAAUGGAUCCUAGAAAUUUUGGAAUAGUAAAACCUCCCAUUAUGAUUUCAGAAACGCUUUUUCGGCAUUUGGGAAUAGAAGCAGUUCCUUGGUCAAAAGAUACACCAUUAAGAGUAGUUGGAAUCUUCCCAUCAAAAAAUGAGAAAAAGAUACUUUGGAAACUUUUAUAUGACCUGUAUUCUUCUACUUCUAUAUAUAGUUACGGACGAGUAGAACUAAAUAUGUUUAUUACUGAGAAAGAAUACGAGAAACUGGUGGCAAAUCCCCAAAAUCCACACUUGUAUCAAGCAUUAAGUGUGCUCUGGCAAGUAGCUUGUAAUAUUAAGCUUCUGCAUGUGGAGCCUUGGUCCUCGUUUGGCGUAUACCGCCACAGUGGGGGACAGGAAAAGGUGAAGAAUAAGAAUCCAUUAGCACAAACAGAUAAACAAGUAGGAGAAAACAUGUGUUUAAUUCAACUGACUCCUCUUCAGAAUUUAUUUACAGAAAAUUUAACAUCUGUUAACUAUGAUGUAUUUUUUCACAUGUUAAAGCAGUGUUUUAUGAAGCGCAAUUUCAGACUAAUGGACCAUUUACAGUUAUUGAGUCCAGUUAAUGCAACGGCUAUAUUGAAGGAAAUGGGGAAACAUGGAGACAUGAAAAUAACAGAUCUGUACCCACAAGACUUUAAACAGCUUUUUGAAACUAUUGAGUGUUUCAAAGAAUCUUGUAGGUGGCUAUUCGAUGAUUGCAUGGAAGAAAUGAUCAUGUAGGGUACUUGACUGCCUACACAUUAGCUGGAGCCAUUGAUUUAUUUGGAAGUUACGGCACAGAUGGGCGAGAACUAAGUUUGAAAAGCUUCCAGUCUUUGAACAGAAGAUAACUGUUCUUGUUUUGCAGAUUGGGCAGGUAAUUUUUUUUGAAGGUGAUACCUUUAGCAAAUUAGAUAAAACCAUGGCUGCUAUUUCAUUCACAAAAAAUAAAAUGAAAACUUC
Molecule: messenger RNA, 1593 nt
Organism: Enhydra lutris kenyoni (northern sea otter)
Lineage: Eukaryota; Metazoa; Chordata; Mammalia; Carnivora; Mustelidae
Product: transcription factor B2, mitochondrial
Exons: 8
Coding region: 166-1371 (401 amino acids)
Biological process (GO): transcription initiation at mitochondrial promoter; rRNA methylation
Cellular component (GO): mitochondrial matrix
Molecular function (GO): rRNA (adenine-N6,N6-)-dimethyltransferase activity; mitochondrial transcription factor activity
Source: RefSeq, a predicted model, not a curated record